Syngnathoides biaculeatus (alligator pipefish) is the source of this 3068-nucleotide messenger RNA. It is a transcript of the gene tmem59l, whose product is annotated as transmembrane protein 59-like. The record is from RefSeq and is a predicted model, not a curated record. The coding region runs from base 314 to 1162 and encodes 282 amino acids. The transcript is spliced from 8 exons. NCBI's taxonomy places the organism in Eukaryota, Metazoa, Chordata, Actinopteri, Syngnathiformes, Syngnathidae.
UGUUUGGGGGGUCUUGUGGAAAUGCGGCGGGGAUGAUGACAAGGCUGGAAUGUCAAGAGCUGCAUGGCCUGUCUCGCUCAUGAUGCCCACCAGGGGGUGCUGUGGCUCGUCCUAUUCAACUUUCCGCAGGCGCACAUUUUGCUACAAAUCCGAAACAGACUAGCUUUAUUUUAAAAAGCACUUUACAUGUUACCCUUUUAUUUAUUCUCAUUACAAAUGUUACUCGACAGCUUUAAGGAUUUUUGUCGUCAGGUGACUCGUACCCAGUUACAACACCUCUACUCAGCUUCCUGUCGCUUAUCAUGACUCCAUAAUGAACGCCUGCCACCGCGGCUGUCGUCUGUACUCCAUCUGCCAGUUUGUCAACGGCAACGCCGGCUUCAACACCAGCAAGGACGAGUGUCAGGGAGCUUGUCAGGAGGCGUACGUCAAACUCGUGGAGCAGGAGGCGUGUAGCACCGGCUGCGCCAGCCAGCCUUCGGAACCCGAAAUCAAGAGGAGGAAGCUCAAGGCCAUGACCCUGCGCCCCAAGGUGCCUUCCAUCAUGGAGGCCGUGUCCGGCUGGUGCAACGACAUUGUCAGCUCGGCCCAGAGCUUCAUCUCCUCCACCUGGACCUUCUACCUGCAGGCCGACGAUGGGAAGGUUGUCGUUUUUCAGAGCCAACCUGAGCUGGAGUACUCUCCCCCCGAGCCUCGGUCCAACAUGGCCGACGGGCCCUGGCCGCAGGCGCACUCGCACACGCAGAAGCCUCACGGCGUGAGGGGGCGCGGUGAGAAGGCGGGAGCCAAAGCUGUAAGCAGGGGCAAACAUCAGGUCCAGCGCGCCGACGACUCCGCCGCCUCAGCCGAGCACGACUUCCUGGGCUGCAUGUCCAGGCGUUCGGGUCUUCCCCGAUGGAUUCUGGCGGCGUGCCUUUUCCUGUCCAUCAUGGUGAUGCUGUGGCUCAGCUGCGCCAGCCUGGUCACCGCACCCGAGCAGCACAUCAAGGCGCAGCUGAGCAUCAACGGCGACAAAGUGUUCCUGGACGACAAUCAGGCGAAGGCAAAUCCGUACCACCUGAGCCCCCUGCUGGCCGUCGGCGUCAAGUCGGCGGCGGUCCAGGACAGCCAGGAGGCCGGGCCUCUGCCGGUCAAGGUGGACCUCGACAAGACUCGAGUCUAGAAGCUUCCGGGGUUCGCGCAAUUUUUUUUCUUCUUCUUCUUCUUCUUCUUUUUAAGGAGCGCGUCACCCUCCAAGUCAUUUGACGCCAUGAAUACUCCCUGUGGGUGUUUUAUUUCCGAUCAAGCGGCCUGUCUGAGAGCUCCCGUUGCUUUUCUAAAUUGAUUUUAUGUUGACUUUGACCUUGAGUAGAGAGAAACUAAAGCCUGGUACAGAAAUCACCUUUGUACUCGUGGUGGUAGUAGUGGUGGUGGUGGUGUGGUGGUGGUGGUGGUGGUGGUGGUGUGGGGGGGGGUGACCUCGUACCGUGUUGUUGAAAUCAACAGGAAGUAUUUUUCCUUCUGAAUGAAGGAAAGUGAGCUGCUUGUGAUGUACAAUACAUUGUAAUCUAGACAUAGAGUGUCAUUUACAGUACCAAGGAUUAUUAGACGCGCAUUGAAAAUAAAAUAAAUAUACUAUGAGAGAAACUGUACUUUUCGAAAAGGUCCUAUAUAUAUAUAUAUAUAUAAUAAAAUGGAAUAGCUUUUUUAAAUCGGGCGGGGGGAAUCACACCAACAAAAGUAAAAAGUAUGUUUCUUGGAAUAAAAAUAUAACAUUCACAUGCUUUUUUUCAUAAAUUAAUUGAACAUUUUUGGAAGCGCAUUCUUUUUCUGCUGUUUCUUUGGGGGGGAGAAAAAUUCAUAUUUUACAAGAAAAUUCAGAUUUUCUUUUCAGCAUUUAUAAAAAAAGGAAAAUUCAACUUUUUUUGCAGGAAAAAAAAUUCCUUUCAUUUCAAAACGGAUGUUUUUCUUGAUGACAAAUUUUUGGGUUGCUAUUAAGAAUCUGGUCUAAAUAAAAUGACUUCAUUCAUGUAACUACACAUUUUUUACAAAUUGAACUUUUUCUGUAAAAAAAAAAACGAAAUAAAAAUUCUCAUUUUUAAUUUUUUUUUUUUUUUCAGAAAAAAGUCACUUUUUUCCAUCUAGAAAAAUUCGGUUAUUUUUCAAAUCAAAAAUGUCUUUAAAGAAAAAUCUGAAUUCUUAACCUAAGUUGAAUCAGUUCUAAAAAAAAAAAAAAAAAAAUUAAGAUGAUAAAAAAAGAUCAUGGUAAAAAAAAAAAAAAAUGCUUCCUGGAAAAAAAAUAAAAAAUUCACAGAAAAAUCUGAUUUUUCAAACCCAAAUGACAACCCCCCAAAAGCGCAUUUAAAUUUUUGUGAAAUGAGGCCUUUAUCUUCAUAACUUUGCACCCUCCCCCCCAGUCCCCGUUCCCUCAUAGUAUAUUUAUUUUGUCGCUGACGUGGCCCUACUACUACCCCUUGGCAGUUAUUGUGUAUUUCUGAUGGCCCCAUGUUGUUAUUGCUCUCGCUGUAUUUUUGUAGGCGUCCCCCGAGUACACAGUCUACUCUCGAUAGGAAAAGACAUCUUUUGUCUGUUGUCGCGGAGGCGAGUGGGACGGAGCUGGAGACUUUGAGACGUUCUUUGUGCUUUUUUUAUUUUUGGGCCGUCCUUUAUCCCCCCUCCCAAAAUAAAGCGUGCAUGCCGAUUCAAGCUUGGAUAGUUUGAAUCCCGAUCGCUCCCUGAAGGCCCGGCUCGCCUCUGUUGUAGAUAUGUGACCAUUUUGUUUUAUAUUCCUUAUUUUUUUUUAUUUUUAUUUUUUGUGUGUGCUCCUAUUUACUACAAAGACGAUGAGAACGUGUAUUAUAACAAUAAUAAUAAUUAUUAAUUGUAAGGAAUGCGGAAAUCACCCGAAGGACUUUUCGACCGCAACAACAAAAGCCAUUCAAUUCAAAUCUAACGUGAGCAUAAAUCACAAAAGAAAGAAAAAGUGGGAAUUUUCCUUUUUAUUGCUCGGUUCAUUUUCAAUGAAACAAUAAUUGCAAUGUAAUGAAUAAAGUGUUUUCAUGGACAAAAAAACCCACAAAGAUGUACGU